AGGAAAGAGAAGAUUGAAAGACAAACCUGGGUGCAGCCGGAAAGGUCCAAAUAGAUGAGCUUGUGGCAUCCAUCCCCUAAAUUCAGGGACUCCAUCGAACCUCAGCUGGGUCUCAUCGUUCCGAAUUGCAUUAGUUAAGAUUACCCAAGCUUGCAUUUCAAAGGAAUACUUUCAUCGUUCCCUCUGUCACCCCAAGUAAUUGGGGCCAGCUGGAUGUCAGGAUGCGCGUGGUUAUGGUGGUAAUUCUGCUCUUCUUUUGUAAAGCCGCGGAGCUCCGCAAGGCCAGCCCUGGGGGCUCGAGAAGCCGAAUGAAUCAUGGCCGGGCGGGUGGGAGCAGGAGAGGCUCCAACCCCGUCAAACGCUACGCGCCAGGCCUCCCCUGCGAAGUGUACACGUAUCUUCACGAGAAGUACUUAGAUUGUCAAGAAAGAAAACUAGUUUACGUGCUGCCUGACUGGCCUCAGGAUUUGCUGCAUAUGCUGUUAGCAAGGAACAAGAUCCGCAUACUGAAGAACAAGAUGUUCUCCAAGUUUAAGAGGCUGAAAAGCCUGGAUCUGCAGCAGAACGAGAUCUCCAAAAUUGAGAGUGAGGCUUUCUUUGGUUUAAAUAAACUUACUACUCUCCUCCUGCAGCACAACCAAAUCAAAGUCUUGACAGAGGAAGUGUUCAUUUAUACGCCUCUCCUGAGCUACCUGCGUCUCUAUGACAACCCCUGGCACUGUACUUGUGAGAUGGAAACGCUUAUUUCAAUGUUGCAGAUUCCAAGAAACCGGAAUUUGGGGAACUAUGCCAAGUGCGAAAGGCCACAAGAUCUAAAAAACAAAAAGCUGCGGCAGUUAAAAUCUGAACAGUUAUGCAAUGAAGAAGAAAGGGAACAAUUAGAUCCGAAACCCCAAGUGUCAGGGAGACCCCCAGUCAUCAAGCCCGAGGUGGACUCAACUCUUUGCUACAAUUACGUGUUUCCCAUACAAACGCUGGACUGCAAACGGAAAGAGCUGAAGAAAGUUCCAAACAACAUCCCUCCAGACAUUGUUAAACUUGACUUGUCAUACAAUAAAAUCAACCAGCUUCGACCCAAGGAGUUUGAAGAUGUUCAUGAGCUAAAAAAAUUAAACCUCAGCAGCAAUGGCAUUGAAUUCAUAGAUCCUGCUGCUUUUUUAGGACUCACACAUUUAGAAGAGUUAGAUUUAUCAAACAACAGUCUACAAAACUUUGACUAUGGCGUAUUAGAAGACUUGUAUUUUUUGAAACUCUUGUGGCUCAGAGAUAACCCUUGGAGAUGUGACUACAAUAUCCACUACCUCUACUACUGGUUAAAGCACCACUACAACGUCCACUAUAACGGCCUGGAAUGCAAGAUGCCCGAAGAAUACAAAGGGUGGUUUGUGGGAAAAUAUGUUCGCAGUUACUUUGAAGAAUGCCCCAAAGACAAAUUACCAGCCUACCCUGAGACAUUUGAUCAGGAUCCGGAAGAUGAUGAAUGGGAGAAGAUUCAUAGGGAUCACACAGCCAAGAAGCAAAGUGUAAGAAUCACUAUAGUGGGAUAACUUAGGAAUUGUUUUGGUUGCAACUGUUUUGAGUUUGCUAUACCAGUGUCAGAAAACCAUAUGUUUACAUUUUGAUUAACUGUGUUGCCUAUUUAUGCAGGGUUAUCCAGUUACAGGAAGGUUCCCUUAAUUAUUAUUUUUAUUGUGAGAAAUUCUAGCAACCAAGGGAAUACUUCCAUCCCGCUUGCCUGCCUGUUUGCAGACCGGCCUUUGGUGACGGUUCCACACUGGUAAACUGCGGGAGUUGGGUCCUAAUGAUAGCAUUGGAAUUUCAUAACAUCCUGUAUAUAUGUUUUUACUGCCUUUUGAAAAUAAAAUUUUAAAAAACUUG
This is a messenger RNA of Panthera uncia (snow leopard), 1878 nucleotides long. It is a transcript of the gene LRRC17, whose product is annotated as leucine rich repeat containing 17. The transcript is spliced from 4 exons. Lineage: Eukaryota; Metazoa; Chordata; Mammalia; Carnivora; Felidae. The record is from RefSeq and is a predicted model, not a curated record. Gene Ontology annotation, molecular function: protein binding. The coding region runs from base 222 to 1547 and encodes 441 amino acids.